Messenger RNA from Hevea brasiliensis (rubber tree), 561 nucleotides. RefSeq lists its product as uncharacterized. The coding region runs from base 1 to 561 and encodes 186 amino acids. NCBI's taxonomy places the organism in Eukaryota, Viridiplantae, Streptophyta, Magnoliopsida, Malpighiales, Euphorbiaceae. The record is from RefSeq and is a predicted model, not a curated record. The transcript has a single exon.
AUGAAUGCUCUUGAUUCUAAAGUUGAUGGCACUUUGAUGUUAAUGUAUAAAAUUGUGGAAGAAUUAUUUAAAAUCAAAGUUCAUCUGGGUAUUUCAAGUACUGAAGCUGGAGAAACCAGUAAGGCUGCUACUGGUUCAGUUCCUCAAACAGAGAAAGAAAAAGAAAAAGAGGAAGAGAAAGAAGAAGAGGAAGAACAGGAAACAGAAGAGGAAGAAGAAGAAGAAACAGAAGAGGAAGAAAAAGAAACAGAAGAAGAAGAAGAGAAAGAGGAAGAAAAGGAAGAAGAGGAAGAAGAUGAAACUGAAAAAGAUGAAGAUGAUUCUGAUGAUGGAAAUGGUAAUGGAGGCAGCAAAGAAGGAAAUGGGAAGGAUAUGAGUGACUCAGAAUCUGAGACAGAACCACAGACUCCUGCUCCUGCUGCUCCUGCAAAAGAAAAGGCAAAAACAGCUCAAAAGGAACAAAGAAGCAAGCAAAAAGAGGAAACUGGUAAACCAUCUGGCAAAAAGACUAAAACUGGCAAAAAGUUGACAGCAGACCGUACUCAUGCAGAAUCGAGUUAG